AGGAAAGAGAGAAAAAACAGAGAAAAGAUAAUUGGAAGGAAUGGUACAGGAACGGAGAAUAAUAGCGACGAGCCUGACUAAGGCGGGGCUCGCAUAUACCGCGAAGAGAGGUAAGCGGUUGAAUCGGAUUGGAUUGGGGCGCAACUAGCAAGCAAGCAAGCAAGCAAGCAACCGAGGAAACUGGUUUGGUUUUGUAGGGCUUGCACCACUGCACCUCUCUUUCAGCGAGGCAGUCCAAUUUAUGCAUUACGGCUAUGUAGGCACUACAUGAUAUCAAAACGCUGCGCCCGGGCUUACUUCACACUUACCGUCACCAUCACUGCAAUAUUAUCGGAACUUUCCAAGUGCCUACAACACUAAAUUCACUGCAUUAUCAUUUUCAUUCAACAUUCUCAAGUGUUAAAUGCAAUUUUCAAUAAACGUUAGAACAAACGGCUUAAAUACAACGUGAAAGUGAACAGAAGUUUGUACCAAGUUUGUUCCGGUGUUGAUGUAGGUGGUAUUUGGAAUAUGAAUUCUCUAUCAAUUAAACGCCUGUGACUGUUUUGUGUGGUAUCUGGUGCUUCAUUUUAUAAUUUGUUCAAAAUUAAUACCGUGAAGAUUUCAAAUUUUACACACAGCUAUGGCAGAGGGAAAUGGGGAAAUAAAAAUGGAAGAGAAACAAUCUAAGGAAGAAAUGGAGUAUGUAGAAAGGACAGAAGAUUUUUCAAAGUUGAUUCAGUACGGAUUGGAUGAAAAAGUAGCUGGAAAAUUAGAUGAAAUUUAUAAGACAGGAAAAUUAGCUCACGUGGAUUUGGAUGAAAGAGCAUUAGAUGCGUUAAAGGAAUUUCCAGUUGAUGGUGCAUUAAAUGUACUCACACAAUUUCUUGAAUCUAAUUUAGAGCACGUAUCAAAUAAGUCUGCAUAUCUUUGUGGUGUGAUGAAAACUUAUAGACAAAAAAGUAGAGCUGGACAGGGUACUGGUACCAGUACUACUCCAAAAGCACCAGAUGAGGAUAAAAUAAAGAUGAUUCUUGAACGAACUGGUUAUCCUUUGGAUGUAACAACAGGACAGCGAAAAUAUGGAGGACCUCCUCCAAAUUGGGAAGGUCCUACACCAGGAACUGGUUGCGAGGUAUUUUGUGGAAAAAUUCCAAAGGACAUGUAUGAAGAUGAAUUAAUUCCUUUGUUUGAAAAAUGUGGAAAAAUUUGGGAUUUAAGAUUAAUGAUGGAUCCAAUGGCAGGUUGCAACAGAGGAUAUGCUUUUAUCACUUUUACUAAUAGAGAAGCAGCACAGCAAGCUGUCAGAGAGCUCGAUAAUCACGAAAUAAAACCCGGCAAGAAUCUGAAAGUAAACAUUAGCGUUCCUAAUCUACGACUUUUCGUGGGGAACAUACCAAAGUCAAAAGGCAAAGAGGAGAUCUUGGAGGAAUUUGGUAAAUUAACAGCUGGUCUGACCGAGGUGAUUAUCUACAGUUCUCCGGAUGAUAAGAAGAAAAAUAGAGGUUUUUGCUUCUUAGAAUAUGAAUCUCAUAAAGCUGCUUCCUUAGCCAAACGAAGAUUAAGUACCGGUCGCAUCAAAGUAUGGGGUUGUGAUAUCAUAGUUGAUUGGGCAGAUCCUCAAGAAGAACCUGACGAACAAACAAUGUCUAAAGUACGUGUCUUGUACGUAAAAAACUUGACACAAGAUUGUUCCGAAGAGAAACUAAAGGAAAGCUUCGAACAAUAUGGUAACAUCGAAAGAGUGAAAAAAAUCAAGGAUUAUGCUUUUGUCCAUUUUGAAGAAAGAGAUAAUGCUGUUAAGGCAAUGAACGAAUUAAACGGAAAAGAAAUCGGAGGUUCUCACAUCGAAGUAUCUCUUGCAAAACCACCAUCUGACAAGAAGAAGAAAGAAGAAAUGCUUCGUGCUAGAGAGCGAAGAAUGAUGCAAAUGUUUCAGGGUCGAAGCGGAGGUUCUCCAUCGCAUCCAAGUAUGAUGGGAGGACCAAUGCCAGUUCGCGGACCAGGACAAGGUCCUCGAGGUACUGGCGCAGGUAUGCGAGGACAAAUGGGACGAGGCGACUAUGCUCUCAUGGAAAUAGAUUAUGAUUACGACUAUUACGGUUAUGGGGAUUAUCGAGGUGGCUACAGUGAUCCAUAUUACGAUGACUAUUAUCGAUACGAAGAUUACUAUUUCGAUUACGCGCCGCCUCCGCCACCUGCCAGAGGGAGAGGCAGGCAGCCUCAACCGGCUGGACGUGGCCGUGGAGUAGUGCCGCGUGGCCGAGUCGGUGGCCCCCAAGUCCGUGGGCCAGUCAGGGGGGGACGCAACCCCGCAACUUCAGGGGCUCGUGGGGUCCAGCGGCUGUCCGCUCGUGGGGGGGUCCGCGCCAAGGGAAGUUUACCAGGUGAGGAUGCAGGUAAACGAAAAUUUGACGGGGGUCACCAGAACCAGGGGGAAUCUAAGCGUCGCUUCCAGAGCAACUGGGGAAACCAACCCCUUGCCCAACAACCACUGGGCAAUGCGUACGGAUUGGCGAGUGUGAACGGUGGCAGUGGUGGUGGUGGCGGCGGUGACAUAGGAUUUGGAGGUAGGACCGCCACACUCGGCGGUAUUUCCAGCGAUGAUCACGAAUGGUAUCAAGAUUCCUACCAAUCAUGGAGCUAACUUCUACAAGUCUGUGAGUGAAUACGCACGCACGCACCCAUCUAAGUACGCACGCAAGCACGCACGACGAGAGAAUUUUAACGGACGAGCAAAACAAUGUGUACAACAUAAGUUGAAAGAAUAAUAAAUUGGAGUUGCUGUAAUGGACGAAGAAGGAGACAAAUUGAAAGCAACGAAAGCAAAAGCUAAUUGUGGAAAAAAAAAAGAAAAAAGAAGAAAAAGAAUAGUUUGAAGAAAUGUGGAAAGAUAAGAUGAAAAAUCAACCUAAAAGGGUGUAGGAAACCCACGUAUAAUGCUAUUUAACUCUAUAAAAUUUGGCAAUUGUAAAUGUUUUUAUGCCUAUUUAAUCAUCAGAUGGACGAAUGAACGAACGUGAAAAAGCGCGUGAAGCGUCGUACUGAACGUCACCACCAUCGCUAGCUCUCAUUGUGAUUGAUAUACAGUGACGUAUCACUGGGACUAAUUAUUUUUAAUUAAAAAACCAGAGUGACCACCCAACAACCCAUCCUGUACUGGUACUACAUAUAUAUAUAUACAUAUAUAUGUAUAUAUACAUAUACACACAUGUAUAUGCAUAUAUAUACACGUGUAUAUAUAUAUAUAUAUAUAUAUAUAUAUAUAUAUAUCUAUAUAUAUAUAUACACUAAUCUAAGUACUAUUACAUUGUCACAUCGCUUACUGCCAAGUGAUACAAAGAUCAGCGAUGUUGACGAUUGGGAUUGUGAUGGCUUGUGUUAACUAGACACAAGAGCCAGCGAUUUUAUUAUGCUAUGAUUCGGAUUUUUGUGUGUAUGUGCGAGAACGUGUGUUCGGGUUUGAUAGAUGGACGAAGAGCUUGCAUACGGAAAAGAUGAGAAUACAAUACAAUAGGUAAAGUGAAAGAAGAUAAAUAUGGUGGUGGGACGGGAAAGGAUAAAACAGGAGUAUGCAAGAAAGAAUGAAGAAACAAAAGCGAAAAUGGGAAGGAUAUGAGUGGCGAGGAGAUUAGCAUGAAAGGGUGUGAGAAUGAGCGAACUGGUUUAUGAACGUGAAUGAAAUAUUAAAAAAUUUAUCGAUGUAGCGAUCAAUUUAAAUAGUUUUUUCUUUUCUUCUACAAGACGAAGAAAGAGAAAAUUAUACAUAACAUGUUUUACGAGUGUAUGUUUAUGUGUGCGUGUGGAUAUGAUGCAUGAUAUUGUGCGUGAUAUGCGCGCGAAUGCAUGUGUGUGUGUGUGUAUGUAUGUGUGUGUGUGCGCGCGCGCGCGCGCGUGUACGUAUGGUUGGAUCGCGUGUGCACGUUUAUAUACGUGCAUACGUGUGCAUGUGUGAUGCGUGGAGCGCGCCAAGCGCCGCUAGACCUUCUAUUGUUGGUCUAUAAUGUGUACAGUCAGUGAAACUAUUAUUAUUAUUAUUAAGGGUCAGGCAGGUUUUACAAGGAUAGAAAAGUGAAAUGUUAGAAAUCAACGGUUCUGCGUAAAGAUAUUUCUCAUUUGUUCGAUCAUUAUGAUCAGAGGUUAAGAAUCGAUAUGAGUAUGGAAAGGGUAAAUCAAAAUGAUAAGAAUGAACGAAGGAGAAGAAAAAGGAAAUCUAUUACAAGCAACAAAAUUGGUUAGUACAAAAUUUGUUUGUAUAGAAAAAUUUAUAAUGAGAGCGUCUAAAUUAGAAUUUAUGAAUCUAUCCUUUAGGAUUUUGUUCUUUCACGUCUCUCUCUCUCUCUCUCUCUCUCUCUCUCUCUCUCUCUCUCUCUCUCUCUCUCUCUCUCUCUCUCUCUCUCUCCUCUCUCUCUGUUUUUCUCUCUCAUUUAUAAUGUUAUAUUUUUUGUUUUCUAUUCCAUUUAUUUUUUGUUUUUGUUUUGUGGUUAGAGAAUCAAACAAAGAACCGUUGAAUGCGUACGAACAAACGAAACAAAUAGGAAAAAAGAGUAUAUCUUAUAUGUUUCGUUUGUAUUAAAUUUUACUCUCAAAAUUUUUAUGUUGCGUUAUAUCGCAGAAUUCCUGCCACAUGCAGGGGAGUUUUUUUUUAGAGCGACUGACUACCGAAUUUGAUAAUGAUAGUCACGGAUUGAUUUAGGAUGUGUAAAGUGUACGCAGCGUUUACAAAUGCAUGAAACACAUACAGCACACAUUUUGAGUGUUGACUCGUUGUUAUUGUUAGCCUGUUAGUUAAUUAGUAAGAGUUGCAAAUGCGGGCUAUAGUUGGUCCCUGUCCCUGGAGCCCAGACACCCCCCUGUUCUGGAGAAUAAUUGAAAUGAAAAAUAUAAGCGAAGCCUAAUAGUGUUUUACACAUACCCCCGAAUUGUGACGGAAAAAUAGAUAAAAGAUGAGAAAGAUCAUUUGUAACGAAGUGACUGCAUAUCACCGUAUUGUCUUAUCGUAUAUAGCACCAAUGGAAAAACUAGCAUGUACUUCGGGCUCAUUGGAUAUAAUACAUACAGAAGUAGAUAUGAGAGAAAUGCAAUUCUAUGUGAGAAUAAUAAAAGGAAUGUCAAGGAAUUAAACAACCAGGCAAGAAACAAAAAAAAAAAAAAAUGCCCACUAUUCCUAUCCAUUGAAGGCUUUUGAAUCGGUGAAUUUCUACAAAUAACAAACUAUCUAUGUAUAGUGAUCGGAUCGAUUGUUUUUAAAACUCUCGUAUCGACGAACAUUUUCUUGCACAUUUCAUUCAUAAUUACUUAAGUCCGAUUUUAUUUCGUCAUUUAUACAAAUCUGGUAACGAUGACAUACAGCUAUAAACUAACGAUCGAAGUUCCCUCACUUCUACUUCCUGUCCCCGGUCGUGCGGUUGUGCAAAUGAAAGACGUGAAGAGAAGAGGAAUGAACGAGCGAGCGAUUGUUAUGUAGGCAAGAUAUAAAGAAAGGCAAAGGAGAAAGUAGAAAGAAAGUGCAUGCGUAAGUGAAAAUGGAUGAUAAGAGCGUUUGAGUGGACAAAAAAGAUAGGAAAGAUAGUGAGAGUGAACGAUGAGUUAGCAAAUGAGUGAGUGAUUGAGUGAAUGACUGGGUGAGUGAGCGAGUGAAAGAGAAAAAGAAGGGAAGCGAGAGGAGCCAGCAGUCGGAAAAAUUACUGAUAUUAUCCAUGCCAAUCAACAUUAUUACCUUUCAUUUCUUUAGUACUUUUUCCUCGUAACUCAUUAUUCACUUACCAUAUUUUAUACCUACCUAUUCUACUUAUCUACACACCCUAUUUAUAAAAACAUAAUAUCAAGGAUAUAAUAAUAUUAAUAUUAACGAUAUGAUAAGAAUGAUAUUGCUAAUUAUACUGAGUGGGGUUUUGUAACACAAUAAUGUUUCAAUAUAAAUUCUGGUUUUCCUUCGAAAUUAUAAUAGAGGAAGAUUAUAUACUUAUAUAAGGCAGGCAAAUAGGAAGCAAGUAUGCGAGAAAGAAAGAAAGGGAAGAAAGAAAGAAGAAACGAACGAACGAACGAACGAAAAAAAGAGGAAAGUUCAGCUUGCGGGGGCAAGGAAGCAUAACCUGGCAAAAGCGGAGACAGUUCACGGUGACGAGACUUUAGACUGAUCUAGGUACUAGCGUUACGAUAUUGGCCCUACCCCAGCGUUAAAGGCGCCCCAAUAUGAUAUCACUUAUCCUUUGCUAUUUUAUACAAUUGACCGGUGCGGCAGCUGGGGUGCCUGGGGGUUAUCGGUCGCAUUUAGGAUAAUGCACCACUGUGGCUGACGAUGCUGUAGCCGCGCGCACCCUUUUACCCGGUCAUUGCCCUAAUUUGCGGCACACAUCCUUGGGAACUUGACUCUUCUUGGUUGGCCCGUGUCAAGCGGAUGUUGUGUGAUUUUUGGGUCGCUCAAUUUAUGUUAAUAACGACCCAAAGACGUGUUUUUUAAUUAUAUAUAAAUAUAUUAUAUAUUAUAUUCCUGCGGAUAUGCAUUUUGUGACGUGAUGUUAUUUAGCAUUAAUGAGAAAACAACAAAAAAUGAAGAAUUGUACGGAAAGAAAAUGAAAGAAAAAUAUUUAAAAAAAGAAAAAAAACGAAAAAAAUGUACGUAACACUAUUCACACAACCAUAUAUACGGUUUAUGUUUCUCGCGCCACACAUGCCACGUGUCAGCUCCACGACUAAAAGUGAACGACAAAUUUCAAACGACCAAAUUCUUUCAAUGUUGAUAAUUGCGUUUUUAGAUUCUUUUUUUUUUUUAUUAUUAUUCAUCAUCUUCCAAUUGCUUUGCUUUUUUUUUAAUUCCCGCAAUUUGAAAAGUUGUCCCUAAUUUUAGUGUGACGUAGUUGAACGUAAUGAUUAUUGAAUUUAAAAUAAUGUUGAAAUGGUUCCUUUUUCGGGCUAGGAGCUUGAUUUAAAGUGUCAAAGAUUUUUGUGUAUGACCAGAUGUAUUCUACAUGUCUCAAUAAACAGUUGUAUGUGAAUUACCUUUCUUAAAA
Molecule: messenger RNA, 6992 nt
Organism: Frieseomelitta varia
Lineage: Eukaryota; Metazoa; Arthropoda; Insecta; Hymenoptera; Apidae
Gene: Syp
Product: heterogeneous nuclear ribonucleoprotein Q-like
Exons: 13
Coding region: 623-2626 (667 amino acids)
Cellular component (GO): nucleus; ribonucleoprotein complex
Molecular function (GO): mRNA binding
Source: RefSeq, a predicted model, not a curated record